Molecule: messenger RNA, 1837 nt
Organism: Haemonchus placei
Lineage: Eukaryota; Metazoa; Nematoda; Chromadorea; Rhabditida; Trichostrongylidae
Source: the annotation of a GenBank genome assembly
GGAAGAGUUCGAAAAAGCGUUGAAAACGCUGGCGCUAUUGCGUGAAAGUGACGAAUGCUUCUGCAAACAGGAACUUGACUUCACCGUUGGCUGUGCUGUGCGCCACGUUGGUGCUCCAGCGGUGUUGUCUGUAAUACCGCUUGGCAUUGAUGCCGAUGCUGCCAUUCUUAACACUGAAUUCACCAGAUCCUGGUUGAUUCCUGUUCUGCGUGUAAACUUGCACAAUGCUCCUUUGGCAUACUUUUCGUCUCAUAUACUACCGCUGGCAGUAAAAAUCUACAGGCGUCUUGGAUCAUUGGAUCCCGUACCACAACGCUUAUACAUGACUUUGCAACUGCAAUUGUGGGAGCUCUUGCCCUCAUUUUGUGAUUCUCCUUCGGAUUUGGAAAAAGCGUUUCCCCAGCUGGCCCCAGUACUCGGUGCAGCAAUGAAUGAGAGAAGUGAUCUUAGGCCACAGAUCCUUUCUGCAUUACGUCGUGUGCUGCGAUUCGCUCUUUUGCCGGACGCUCCUCCAGAACGUGUUGAAGUUGUCAGCUCCUAUGCCAAAAAUUUUAUGCCGUUGUUGUUCAACAUGUACACAUCAAACGCUGGUAGUGAUCAGGAUGAUAAAGGUGUACGAAUGGCUGUGCUGGAAACGAUUCGAACAUAUGCAGAACUUACUCCUAAAGAUUUGGUGGCCAAUUUCGUUGAUGCAGCAAUAACGAAAGCGAAUGGUGCUUCUGAAGAUCCUUCUAAACAAGCUCGUAUACUGGAUAUCCUAUGUGCUAUUUCACGAAGUGCUGAUUGCAACACUUUGGAUAAGGUCAUGGACACUAUAAUUCCUUGGUUUGCGGUGGACACAAUGCAGAAGAAAGCGUUCCGAAUUAUGGAGGAAAUUUUGGCAAAAAGGGCUUCACCUGAUCUGGAGUCCUUCUUUUCAUCAAGAUUAUCCGAUUUCGAAAACGCGUUGUUGCGUCCUAUCGCUUCGGUGGUGCCUCCUGCUCGAGCAGCCUUCUGUUCAUCCAUUCAAUUACUACUCGAUUCAUUCGCUGAUCUUUCGAGGUUGUCCGAUUUUUCUCUGAAAACGCUCGAUGCUGUUGUUUUGUGCUUGGACAAGGCUAAUAACACUCAUACCCGUUCCAAUGCCAGUAAAUGUCUGCAGUACAUGUUUAAAAAACUGAUUGAAGUGGGAACAGAGAACGAGCAGCAAAUAUCAGCAGUUCUGAGCGGUAUAUUAGCAAGAAUCUACGAAUUAGCAACACCAUGUGGUGAUUCCGACAAUGGGGGCGUGGAAAUGAACAUAGCUAGAUCAACGUUGGUGGCCUUCAACAUAAUAGCUCAAAAAUUACUCCGAGUUUUAAACGGAGGACAUAUUUCACGUCUGGUUGCCCAUGGAUGUGCAUGGAUAGGAGAUGGCCGGCCACCUGUUCGAAUACUAGUUAUUAGAUUACUGCGAGUACUUGUACAAAAGAUGCCCGAGUACGCUUUACAGCAGUAUCGUGAUCUAAUACUCAAUUCAGUAUUUGAAGGUCAACUAACAUGUGACGUCACCUCCAAGGUCCGCAAAGCAAAUCGUCUACUACUGGAGGUACUUGUUGCCAAAUUUGGUGUAAAUGUGCUGCUCAAAUAUACAAGCAAGCCUGAAUGGGUAAAGCAGUUGAGGAAUAUCGAAAAAAUCAAUAGGAGAAAAGAACGGCAAGCUAGUGGUGGAGGGAACGCAAAGGACAGUGAUGAAGAGAAUAGUGAAGCGGGUUCACGAAUGACUGCUCGAACUGCUGGAGCUGACACCAUAUUAAAGCUACUCGAGGAUAGUGAUGCCUCUGAAAGUGACGGUGAAGGAGAGUUAGCCGAAAUGAAG